AGAAAAUUGACUUUUCGUCUUCCUUUUUUGCAUGUUUCCUUUAUAUAUUAUUUAAUACAGUCAAUAUUUUUAUUGCGGAAUCAUCUUGUAGCACUCAUCUAUGAAGCGGUUUCUUCCAACAACAUUGAAAACCCUGUGGGAAAAACCAUCACCUGGUACCAUUGUAGACGUGCAUGGGUGGGUACGGUCACUACGAAAAUCAAAAAAUGUGUGUUUUGCUAUGGUUUCCGAUGGAACAUGUCAGCAACCCAUUCAGGUGGUAACAACUCCAGAGCAAGCUCAAUCAUUGUCUUACGGUGCUAGUGUUAAAAUUCAAGGGAAGCUUGAGGUUUCUCAAAAAGCGGCUCUGGGAAAGCAGCAGUAUGAACUAUUAGCCCAAAAAAUCGAUCUUUAUGGAACAGUAAACAAUGACUAUCCUAUUCAAAAAAAGAACCUGACAACGGAAUUUUUGAGGCAACAUCCUCACUUGAGGGUUCGUACUGCAAAACAAAGUGACGUGUUUCGUUUAAGGUCAGAUACCUUGGAAGGUCUACGCUCUUUUUUAACCAAAAACGAUUUUAUUGAAACUAAUCCCCCUCUUUUAACAUCUUCAGAUUGCGAGGGAGCAGGUGAAGUGUUUCUGGUUGCUCCCUAUCCUAAAAAAGGUAAUUCAACUGACAGUUCUGAAAUCUCAAACGUUGAUGAUCAAAAUUCAUCGUUUUUUGGAAAGCCGACAUUUCUGACGGUCUCUACCCAGCUCCAUCUGGAGGCAUUGGCACUCGGAAUGGCUCGGGUUUAUACAAUCACACCGGCCUUUCGAGCGGAAAAUAGCCAUACGAGUAGGCAUUUAGCAGAAUUUUGGAUGCUGGAAGUCGAGCUUGCUUUUAUAGAAACAAUGGAUACUCUGACGGGUGUAGUGGAGCGCCUUAUAAAACAUUUAAUUCAGUAUCUAAAACAAAAAGGAUAUCAUCGAGAUCACUGGAAUCACCUAAUGAAUGAAUGGCAUCGCAUAUCAUAUACAGAAGCGAUCGAUAUUUUAAAGAAUUCUGGCAAGGCUGCGCUUGAUCCUCCGGCAUGGGGCAGUGAUCUUAGCAGCGAACAUGAACGAUAUCUGACAGACGUCUAUUUCAGAGGACCUGUUUUUGUGACUGAUUAUCCUACUGCUAUUAAACCCUUUUACAUGAAGCCCAGCUCAAAAGAUACUGUAGCAGCAAUGGAUUUAUUAGUUCCACAGGUUGGAGAAUUAGUUGGUGGAUCCUUGCGGAAAGAUAUUAUUGCACCGGAAGAAGUACCUAAGGGGUUAGAAUGGUAUUCUGAAACCCUGCAACAAGCCAAUACUCCUCAUGGUGGUUUCGGACUUGGUAUAGAACGAUUGCUAGCAUUUUUGGAAGGAGAUGUUACAAAUGUUCGUGAAACCAUUCCAUUCCCUCGCUCAUCUGGAUCAAUAUUCGCUUAAUUUUUUUCUUAUACCCAGUCUAUCAACUCAUUGAAAAAGAAGUAUUUAUUACUAAUAUCUUCAAUUUUACCAAUUUCAUUACGUUCAAUCAUGAUUCCUGUUAAUCACUUGGCAAAUAAUAUUAUCCUGAGACGAGACCGCAAGUCAAAGAAUAAUACGAGAAGGCGUUUACUUAUCUAAGUUUAUGCUAAAUAAGUUCUUACUUUGAAGUAAUUUUGCUCUUAACUUUUUUUUUUCUGGUUAGAGAUGUGAGUGUUCACAAGGCAAGAUGAAAUAUACCUGGGUGUCGUCGAUUCAACGUCGACCGCUUAUGAAGCCCUUUAGUGCUGAAUGUAGUUAUAAUUUAAUGUUAAUUAAUUUUUAGCAUGGGAAACUGAGCAUUUAAUCUGCGUUACUGUCGACUGACAGAUAAAUUUUAGGCAUAACUAAAGUAUUAUGUUUGCUUCCUUACACCUUCUCAAGCCUGAUGAAAGAAAAAUAAGCCAUCAGUUAGUUACUUCGUUUUGUUACGUUUGAAUUUCGUUGAAGACUUUCUCUACUAUAGUGAACAAAGGCACUUGAUACACCCAUAACAAGUCUGCAAUCCAACUUCUAGCAAAAUAAAAAAAUAUAAAAUUAAGAAAUUUAUGGUAUAACAAUUCUAUUAAGUUAAGUAGAAGUCC
This is a messenger RNA of Schizosaccharomyces octosporus yFS286, 2097 nucleotides long. RefSeq names its product asparagine-tRNA ligase Slm5. Gene Ontology annotation, cellular component: mitochondrion. Gene Ontology annotation, biological process: asparaginyl-tRNA aminoacylation. The record is from RefSeq and is a predicted model, not a curated record. Lineage: Eukaryota; Fungi; Ascomycota; Schizosaccharomycetes; Schizosaccharomycetales; Schizosaccharomycetaceae. Gene Ontology annotation, molecular function: nucleic acid binding; asparagine-tRNA ligase activity; ATP binding. The coding region runs from base 101 to 1435 and encodes 444 amino acids. The transcript has 3 exons.